Molecule: messenger RNA, 2246 nt
Organism: Durio zibethinus
Lineage: Eukaryota; Viridiplantae; Streptophyta; Magnoliopsida; Malvales; Malvaceae
Product: bifunctional 3-dehydroquinate dehydratase/shikimate dehydrogenase, chloroplastic
Biological process (GO): chorismate biosynthetic process; shikimate metabolic process
Molecular function (GO): NADP binding; shikimate 3-dehydrogenase (NADP+) activity; 3-dehydroquinate dehydratase activity
Source: RefSeq, a predicted model, not a curated record
UUUUUUCUCAUCCUAUAAAAACAUAAAUACUCCUCACAGCCACAGUCCCACCAACCACGACUUACCUGACUAACACCAAACUGCCGAACUCUCUUUUCCUUUCAGUUUUCACGGUUAACUCCACUUCGCCAAAUGGACACUCUCAACCCUAUUCUUGUUUCAUCUGCUGCUGGUUCGAAAAUGGAAAGUGGAGGAGGGAUGAAUAAGAAUCGCACGCUGAUUUGCACUCCAAUAAUGGCUGAUUCCAUUGAUAAGAUGGUCACUGACAUGGCCAAAGCUAAAGAUAGUACUGCUGAUCUUGUGGAAAUUAGAUUGGAUUGUUUAAAGAGUUUCAAUCCUUAUGAGGACCUCAAAGUUUUAAUCAAAGAAUGCCCUUUGCCUACACUUUUCACCUACAGACCAGUAUGGGAAGGUGGUGAGUAUGAUGGUGAUGAGAAAGAGCGAUUAGAUGUACUUCGAUUAGCCAUGGAGCUAGGGGCUGAUUACAUUGAUGUGGAGCUUAAGGUUGCUCAUGACUUCAUAAAAUCCAUUAAUGGAAAGAAGCCUAAAAAGAUAAAAGUUAUAGUUUCUUCUCACAACUAUCAAAACACUCCAUCUGUUGAGGAGCUUGGCAACCUUGUUGUGAAAAUACAAUCGACUGGAGCUGAUAUAGUGAAGAUAGCGACAACAGCCUUGGAGAUCACUGAUGUGGCACACAUUUUUCAGAUAACUGUGGAUUCUCAAGUUCCUAUAAUUGGAAUUGUUAUGGGUGACAGGGGGUUGAUCUCACGGAUUCUCUGUGCAAAAUUUGGUGGCUAUCUUACUUUUGGAACUCUUGAGGCAGGGGUUGUUUCAGCUCCUGGUCAACCAACCAUUGAAGAUCUGUUGAAUCUUUACAAUUUCAGGCAGUUAGGUCCUGAUACUAAAGUGUAUGGAGUUAUUGGGAAGCCUGUUGGUCACAGCAAAUCACCUAUGCUGUACAAUGAAGCUUUCAAAUCAGCUGGUUUCAAUGGGGUCUAUGUCCACUUGUUAGUGGAUGACUUAUCAAAGUUUUUCCAGACUUACUCAUCCACUGAUUUUGCUGGAUUCAGCUGUACAAUUCCUCACAAGGAGGCCGCAGUGAAGUGCUGUGAUGAGGUAGAUCCAGUUGCUAAGUCCAUAGGAGCUGUUAAUUGCAUUAUAAGGAGUCAAAGUGAUGGGAAGUUAUUUGGUUACAAUACAGACUAUGUUGGUGCUAUUUCUGCUAUUGAGGAUGGACUACGAGCUAGAUAUAACAUAAGCGGUAUUGCUGAUUUGCCCUUAGCUGGUAAGCUGUUUGUAGUUAUUGGUGCUGGUGGUGCUGGAAAGGCACUUGCUUAUGGUGCAAAACAAAAAGGAGCUAGAGUUGUAAUUGCCAAUCGCACUUAUGAACGAGCUAAAGAGCAUGCAGACAUAAUUGGAGGAGAUGCUUUGUCUCUUGCUGAUUUAGUUCGUUUCCAUCCAGAGGAGGGCAUGAUUCUUGCCAACACAACAUCCGUUGGAAUGCAACCAAAUAUCGAUGAAACACCGAUACCCAAGGAUGUUUUGAAAUACUAUUCACUGGUUUUCGAUGCCAUUUACACCCCUAAAAUAACCAGACUCUUGAGAGAAGCUGAAGAAUCUGGAGCCACAAUUGUUUCCGGAUUGGAGAUGUUCAUUAGGCAAGCCUAUGAACAGUUUGAGCGAUUCACUGGUUUGCCAGCGCCAAAGGAGCAGUUUCGGAAAACUAUGUCAAAGUAUUAACAAGGUUUAUUUGGCUAAUCUUUUAUGUGCUGCAAUUUUUUUUCUUUUCUUCAGCAUCUCUCAAUUGCUGGUUUCUUUUACCAUUCCUUGGGGAGGGCAUUGUGAUGAUAGUUUAUUUUAUUUGUAAUUGUAGUAUUACACAAUAACCCAUUUUUCUGUCAUGGGAACUUAGGAGGGGAGCCUUGGUGCAAUUGUUAAGAUUGCUGUCAUGUGACUUGAUUGUCGUGGGUUUGAAUUGAAUCGUGGAAACAGCUUCUUGUAAAAAUUUAAUGAAAAACUGUGUAUGAUAGAUCCUUCCCUAGAUCCGUGUGUACCCGGAGUUUUUACACACAGGGUUGUCCUUUUUUUCCUUUCAUGGGAACUUAUUAUUUCAUGGUACCUUCUAAGGGAUAUUUUGAAGGAUGUUCUACAACUAUGACCUGUGAGUAUGCAUGAUGUUAUAGCUGGGAAGGAGAGAAAAUUCAAAGUUUAUUUAUUUAUUUAUUAUUUUGGAAUGGGGGAUUGGA